GCCGAAAUGCAUCCAUCACUCACAAGAGCAUCUCCAUCUCUUCCCAGAGAGGCAACCUACCAUAAUACUACCACCUUACUACUAAGUACCAAUGCUGCUCUCCGGCCGCGGCAGUCUGGUCCUGCCAUGCCUCGCCGUGGUGGUGGCCACCCUUGCCGUCGCCCCGCGCACCGCCGGCGCGUACAAGAACUACACCGUCGGCGACGACAAGGGCUGGUACGACGGCCUCGCCCUGCCGGAGGUCGACUACCAGGAGUGGGCCGACGGCAAGAACUUUAGCCUCGGGGAUUUCCUCAUCUUCAACACGGACAAGAACCACUCGGUGGUGCAGACGCGGAACGGGACGCUGUACAAGAGCUGCGACUACAACGACUCCGGCCCCGACGACACCGUCGAGUGGUCCGCCGCCGCGCCGGAGUUCAGCAAGGACGCCGUCACCGUCGCCGUGCCGCUUCUCAAAGAGGGCCGCACCUACUUCUUCUCGGGCAACUACGACGGCGAGCAGUGCCAGAACGGCCAGCGCUUCGCCAUCGACGUCGCCCACGGGCAGGGCCUCCCGCCGGACCUCAGGCCGCCGGCCGCCCCCGCGCCGGCGCCCGCCGCCGCCGACGGCGUGGCCGUCUUCGACUUCAGCCACCCCAAGAACGUCACCACGCCGAGCGCGUCGGACGAGGACGACGAACCGAGUAGCGGUCGUACCACUUCGGGCUCGAGUCGGACCCUAGCAAGGCUCGGGCCUGGUCUGGCCGUGACGCUGGUCGCUGUGCUCGUCGCGGUGUAGGUGCGUGCGGGUGACACGUGCACAUGGAUUAUGAUAGUCCAUUCUUGUUCAAAUUUAUUUAUUGCAGUAUAGGCUAUAGUUGACUAGAAAGGUCUCCAAUGGUAUUAAGUUAGAGUGAAAUGUUUUUUUUACUUGUAUAUUGUGGCUAUUUAUUCGAUUCGCACCGGGUUUCAUCAUAAAUAGAUCUGAAUAACAAUCU
Phragmites australis (common reed) is the source of this 980-nucleotide messenger RNA. Its product is annotated as early nodulin-like protein 18. Gene Ontology annotation, molecular function: electron transfer activity. Lineage: Eukaryota; Viridiplantae; Streptophyta; Magnoliopsida; Poales; Poaceae. The transcript has 2 exons. Gene Ontology annotation, cellular component: plasma membrane. The coding region runs from base 92 to 781 and encodes 229 amino acids. The record is from RefSeq and is a predicted model, not a curated record.